CCCUCUGCCACACAGUCACAAAGUUACUCUUUGCACUUGAGGGUGCACAAUGCCUGUAGAGAAGCUAGAGCUCAAAGAGCUGGACAAAACGUUGCUGAAGAAGAAUGAAUCCUCACCCAAACCUCAGAGCAAGUAUGAAAGAAUAAUCCAGCCAUGUGUGGCCGAGCUGGUGGGCACAACGUUUUUUGUCUUCGUUGGCUGUGUGUCCGUCAUUGAAAAUGUGGAGGCAGCAGGAAGGCUACAGCCGGCACUCGCACAUGGUUUGGCAGUGGCAGUGCUGGUGGCAUGUAUGGCAGAAAUCAGCGGAUCACAUUUCAACCCUCCGUUCACCAUCGCUAUCUGGUUGUGUGGUGGACUUCAGCUGACGAUGGUUGUUCCCUACCUUAUCAGUCAGAUUAUCGGAGGUGUGCUGGGAGCUGCAAUGUCAAAGGUUAUGACAUCCCACAAGAACUACGUGAAUGCUACCGGAGCGGCCUUUGCUGUUCUGAAGUCUGACGAGCAGCUGGGGAAGGUUGUGUUCGCUGAAAUGGCCAUGACAUGUCUAGUAACCAUGGUAGUCCUGAUGGGGGCAGUCAAUGGAAAGAGCAAAAGCCCCAUGGUGCCCUUCAUGGUGGGCUGCACUGUUAUCAUCAAUAUUCUGGCAGGAGGAGACGUCUCUGGCACCUGUCUGAACCCUGCAAGAGCAUUUGGACCUGCAUUGAUAGCUAACCACUGGUCUUAUCAUUGGGUUUAUUGGGUCGGUCCGAUAGGUGGAGGUCUGAUGGCUGCUGCUCUCGUGAGGCUUCUGCUUGGAGAUGAGAAGAUACGAGUUAUAAUGAAAUGAUAUUGGAGCACAUCAGCAUGCAAAGCCUCUCAAUUCAUGAUGCCAGCAUUACUUCUAAACACUCUAAAUAUUUCAUGUCUAAUUUGACUGAAAUUGAAUUUAAAACUGUGGCUUACUGUGCUUCCCUUUUAGCACAAAUGACCAACCCUUUUUCUUUUUUUCCAGCAGAUGUCAGUAAGUUGUCUGUUGAUAAUAUUUCACAUAAAAUCUUUUAUCUCUGUAGUUUUAGAAUUUACUCAGAAUAAAAUGUAUUCCAUAUUAUCAUAAUCAAUAUUAUUAUCUCAAAUUGGAGCAUUUCCAUUUAGCUUCAAAACAAGUUUCUGUGUAAACCAUCAAUCAAAUGUCAAAUGCAAUUUUCUUAUUAUUAUUUUCUUUAUGUUAUAGACAUCUUAUCAUCAAAAUCGAUUAUAAAUACUAUAAUAAGAAGAUGAAUAAUUGUAGGCUAUAUUAUUAUUAUUAUUUCCAACUGAAUUAUGUAUGUUUUAUUCUUGUUUUUUAAUAAAAGAAAUAUGGGA
Messenger RNA from Pimephales promelas (fathead minnow), 1338 nucleotides. RefSeq names its product aquaporin 8a, tandem duplicate 2 (gene aqp8a.2). Gene Ontology annotation, molecular function: water channel activity. Gene Ontology annotation, biological process: transmembrane transport; water transport. The record is from RefSeq and is a predicted model, not a curated record. Gene Ontology annotation, cellular component: plasma membrane; basolateral plasma membrane. NCBI's taxonomy places the organism in Eukaryota, Metazoa, Chordata, Actinopteri, Cypriniformes, Leuciscidae.